GACGCAAUCAAUCGACGCUGUGGGCAAAGCUUUCAUUUAACAAUAACAUUCAUUGGGAAAUCCAUUUCAAUUACAAUGAUUGGUCGCAUGGGCAAGAUGUUGCCCACCAAUGGCAACUGGAUCCCGGAGUCGCGUCGCUUUCCGCAGGACGUGCUGGCCGACAUGCUAGAAGGACUGUGCCGCGACAUGCCAAACCUAAGCCCCAUGGAGUGCCAGGCGCUUGACACACUGCAAGUCAGAUGUAUGGCGAAGCUGGCCAACCGCCAGCCGGAAUCGAAUCCCCUACCGCCAGUGCCAAAGAAGCCCCGUCGCCAGGUAGAGAAAAACACUCUGCAGCAGCAGCAAGAGGAGCGCGAGGAGCACUGCAUCUACGAUGUGGACGACAGCGAGAUGGUCAGCAAUCGCAUCUACAUUCCGCGAUUGCGUGCCACUUGGAAACUCCGGCACUUCGACAUCGUAAUGCCCGCCUUUGUUAUCAAGCAGGGCCUAUUGAAUAAGCACUUUCACUGGGAGAUUCUCAACAAGAUCAUGGAAAUCCCCGACGCUGAGGGCCAAGCCGAGUUCCAGAAAUUUGUGGACGAAGUGGUCACGAAGUUGUUACCUCGGAGGAAAUCUACUCCUCGAAGAGGUUAAUGUAGAGGCUUAAGCCAAACUAUUUUUAGUUGAAUUUGUUAUAAGCAUUAAUAGUAAUAGUUAUAGACAUACCAACGCCAUUGUAAAUGUUGUUCUACAAUUUAAGUGAUAAGACUUCUACAAACUACAUGUUAGAGUCCAACAUUUAUGUAAUGUUUGUAACAUUCAACCCAAAAAAGAAUCGAUUUUCUGUUGUAAGCGUGUAUCAAAAAAUGCCAUUAAGCUAAGCAGGCAAAAACAUUUGUUAACAUUCGAAAAUGUAACCAAUCAAAAUCAAACAUAUAGAGAAGCAAAUGUAUAGCUAAUAAACUAUACGACGGAGACAUGGGUCUCCUGUGGCAAAUCAAAAA
Molecule: messenger RNA, 983 nt
Organism: Drosophila santomea
Lineage: Eukaryota; Metazoa; Arthropoda; Insecta; Diptera; Drosophilidae
Product: moonshiner
Exons: 1
Coding region: 76-633 (185 amino acids)
Source: RefSeq, a predicted model, not a curated record